AACAAGUUGCCAAGGGUAAAGAUGGCUUCCUCGGUAGUGAAGUAAAUAACGCUCUCAAAAACUCUGCUAAACCUUAAUAUUCUAACCCCAAAAUGUGUCUAGACAGGAAGAGGUAGUAAAAUUAGAGACAUGGGUGCCGGUGCAAGCGUUUCAAGGCGUCAAUGGGAAACAGCUGAUUCGCAAAACCAAGAAAGAAGCCACGAUGAAUCGCAAAGUUUGCCUGUCAAAGACAUGGCUGGGAUGGCCAAGUUAAUGGAAGCUAAGAACAAGUUUAUGAAGAACAAAAAGAAGAAUGCGGCGUGUUUCCAAAAGGAGCUUGCAAGUACUGACCUGAUAAAAGAGAUGUUCAAGCGCAUGAAUCCAACCAUAACCCAAGCAGAUAGUGGUGACAUCAAAGGUGAUGUGGAACUGGCCUUAAAGUAUAACCACAGGGAGCAGUUAUUACUUGUAAAGGUUAUUCGUGCCAGGGACUUGGUUGCAAGGGAUCUGAAUGGAAAAUCUGAUCCUUAUGUGGUUCUUGAUCUUGUUCCAGAUAGAUUUGAAGAAGGCAGCAAAAAGACUAGAUUUAAGCAGAAGACUUUGAACCCAGUUUUUAAUGAAAUCUUUCAAUUCAAAUUGUCUCAAGCUGACAUGGCAAACACUAAACUCCGUGCAACAAUAUGGGAUCAUGAUUUCUUUGGUGAAGAUGAUUUUAAUGGUGAAGCUGUUGUGGACCUGUCUAGAAUCUAUCUUAACUCUGGGACACAUACUGAUUGGUACAUGCUUCAGCUCCAGACUGAUUUCAGCAUCACUGGUACACUUGAUGUUACUCUAGAAUACCAAGAUCCAGACACACUUGUCUUGACUGUCAACAGUGCAACGAACCUAAAGCCAUCAAAUACUAUUACUAAUACAUCAGACAGCUAUAUUAGAUGUUCAGUGUCAGGAUUGAAAUACAGUGAAGACACCAGGGUUAUAAAAGACACACUGAACCCAGUGUUUGAUGAGACUUUUGAGUUUGAAUUGCCAAAAGAAGAAUUAUCAUCAAGGUCAGUACUGUUACAUGUAUUUGGCAAAGCUCUUAUUGGUGAGGACAUGUCAUUAGGUCAGGUUCAUAUUGAACUUGGAAACCUCGACUUAGAUGAUGAAGAGCCUUGUAGAAAAGUUCUGCCCUUGGCUGAUCUGAAAAAUGCUUCUCUGAAGCGAGCAGAAUGGGCGCAAAAUGCCGUAGCGCAAGAGUUCAGAGAAGCCAUGUACGCCCAUGCUAUGUAUAAAUAUCCCACUUUUGUUUACUCUAUAAAAAAGAAAGGAAGAAAGCUUUAUUCGGUCAGUAGUCGGAAUGCUGGUUCGUCUUCCAAGGUUUUCCUUGUUAAUGGUAUCCCUGUAUAAUUACCAUACUGCGCACAAAACGUUAGUAUAUCUAGUCUUCUAGUCUGUUGACGGUAUCCCUGUGUAAUGACCACACUCCCCGCAAAACGGUAUCCCUGUAUGAUACUACCUCUACAUGUACAUAUAUAUAUCUUAUGUGCGCAAACUGACGUUAGUACAGCUAGUCUGUUGACGGUAUCCCUGUAUGAUACCACCACUACAUUUACAUAUAUAUAUCUUAUGUGCGCAAACUGACGUUAGUACAGCUAGUCUGUUGACGGUAUCCCUGUAUGAUACCACCACUACAUGUACAUAUAUAUAUCUUAUGUGCGCAAACUGACAUUAGAACAACUAGUCUGUUGACGGUAUCCCUGUGUGAUACCACCACUACAUGUACAUAUAUAUAUCUUAUGUGUGCAAACUGACGUUAGUACAGCUAGUCUGUUAACGGUAUCCCAGUAAGAUUAUCACUACUAUAUGUACAUAUAUAUAUCUUAUGUGUGCAACUGACGUUAGUACAGCUAGUCUGUUGACGGUAUCCCUGUAUGAUACCACCACUACAUGUACAUAUAUAUAUCUUAUGUACGCAAACUGAUGUUAGUACCGCUGGUCUGUUAACGGUAUCCCUGUAUGAUACCACCACUACAUUUACAUAUAUAUAUCUUAUGUGUGCAAACUGACGUUAGUACAGCUAGUCUAUCGACGGUAUCCCUGUGUGAUUACCACCAUGUGCAAAACGUUAGUACAUCAGUAGUACUUUAUUUUCUCUCGCAACUUUUAUUUUCUCAUCUAAAAAAUCCUAGAGCGUACAACAUGGCCUAAUUUUGGCCACUGAUUGAAGAACUUGCACACACGAGUAACCAGUGCGCACAUUGUAGCUCAGCACGUGCUACUUAAUCCCAAUUGGUGGAUCACUUUUCCUAGCAUAAAUAAACAUAAUUAUCAUAGUCA
Actinia tenebrosa (Australian red waratah sea anemone) is the source of this 2298-nucleotide messenger RNA. RefSeq names its product synaptotagmin-10. The record is from RefSeq and is a predicted model, not a curated record. NCBI's taxonomy places the organism in Eukaryota, Metazoa, Cnidaria, Anthozoa, Actiniaria, Actiniidae. Gene Ontology annotation, biological process: exocytosis. Gene Ontology annotation, cellular component: exocytic vesicle; plasma membrane. Gene Ontology annotation, molecular function: neurexin family protein binding.